AAAAAGUCGAGGACGAAACUUUAACGUGAUGAAGACCAUGCUGGAUGCGCUGGACUUCGGUUAAGUUCCAAAAGUCGUUGUCAGUUAGAAUGUGGUCAGAGAACGGGUAUCAACUGUUAUUUAAAUUCGGUUGUUACUCUUAAUAUUGGUUAUGGUAAAUUUUAAGAGAAGGAACUGCAAGACCUAUCAAAGUGAAUGGUUUUGAGAGUUAUUCGUAUAAAGUUUGACCAGUGAAGCUUAGGACGAAGAAGAAAAGCACUCUCUUCGGCUACAGGAGGUAUGUUUGGUACACUUUCACUUUUCUACAUUGGUGCUAUCAUCCUUAGAACAAAUGGAUGUUUUGCUGCUGAAGAUACUUCCCGCUAUCUACCACAUUUGGAGGAUUGUUCAAAAUUUUACAGGGAGUUCCAGGGAGUUCGACAUGAACUUCAGUGUCCCUUUCCGAAACUAUUUAAUGCUCAGUUAAAAGUUUGCGAUACUCCGGAAAAAUCCGGAUGCGUAAGACUUCCAAAUGGUUCCGAUGUGAAAGCGCCCACAGUUGCUCCACAACCAUCCCAAAGUGUGGUCAUACCCAACAAUUCAGAUGUAUCACAACAUGCACAAUCUUUAGAGUCUGGGAUAUCUCACGUUCUUCCAGACAGUCAAGCAACUUCAACUCCAUCUUCACAAUUAACAGAUGGCAUGCCAUCGUUUUCAUCCUCUUCUGAUAGUAGCUACUCCUCCGUAGUAGACACUAUCGAAGCGCCCAAGAAUUUUAGCAUGUCAGAACCCACCAUGCAAACAAACCUUACACAAAACGUGAACGCUUUGGAGGAUGGUAUAUCCCAUGCGAUGGAUUCUUUCGAUAUUCCAAAGCCAUCACAGCCUGAUACGUCCACAGACGAAAACAUGAAUAUCUCCAGCAACCUUCCAUAUACCGGAUACAUGCCAUACUCUCAUGAAGACACGGACACCUCCGACGAUAUAUACGAUAAUCCGUCAAAUCCGCAGUCACAAACUUUAUCGGAAGAUUUAGACUCUUUAGAAUCAGGUUUGUCUCAUGGUUUAGGUACGUUUGAGUUUCCCAUGGGAAGACCGCAUCCAUUGGACAGCGAAAUUGGAUCUAGUGGGUACUCCAACGGAAUCCCAGAUUUUCCUCCACCGUCAUCAAGGGAGUCAAUAGAAGAAAUUGGAAAGCAUGAAUUUCCCCAUAAUUCAGAAAGAAGUUUAGAAUCACUUGAAUCAAAACUAUCGCACACCCUUUCAUCAUUUCACUUUCCCGAAUCGGGUGAUGAUUCAGAGUCUAUUGAAAGUCCUAAUCCAAGUGAUGAUUCGGUACCAGACGGUGGAUACUCUCCAGGUCAAAGUUCCGAAUCAGUCGAGUACCCAGGUGACACUGACGCAAAUAUAAAUGGAAGUCCCGAGUCACACUCAAAUUUAGAUUCCAUAGAGCAUUCUUUGAGUCAUGGCCUAGGAUCCCUUCACUUUCCAAAUGGUUUACAGCCAACAGCUGAUCCAGAUGAAACAGGAAUGUUCGGCAGUUCUGAAGAAAAUCAGCAAGAAAGUCAAACUUCCUUCGAAUGUCCCCCAUCAUCCCAAGAAGAAGCUAUUAAUAUGGUGUACCCUGGUAACUGCUACAAAUUUUACAAAUGUUUCAACGGUGUUCCAGAGGUCUACGACUGCCCAGCACCUCUACAAUUUAAUCCCGUCGUCGGUAUUUGCGACGAACCAGAAAACGUCGGUUGCUCAUCUCAGAACGUCUACAGUAACCAUCAAAGUACUCCCUCGGCACCUGAGUUUGGUUGGAAUACAAACGGAGACGGAGCUUGGAAUUUACCUAACAAUCCGAAUUGGAAUGUGCCUGGUACUCAACAUCCUAAUCAUCAUACCAGCAAUGAAUAUAGUCAACACGAAGGCGGUGGAAUCGGUGGCAUUGAAAAUGGAGACAAUGUACAAAGUACUUCAUUGGAGGCUGGCGAUCCGCACAAUGUGAGCGAAGAUGAAAGUAGUGAUAGUGACAAUUCUGAUGACAAUUCUUCUUCGCAGGAGAACAAAAGCUCGAUGCAAGAUGAUUAUCAAGAUAGCUUCAGUUCAGAAAGUAAAGACUCUGGUUCAACUUCAGAAGAAAACACCACUUCUGGUGCUUCCAAAGGUAAUAAAAAGCGUUCUUUUGCGCUGUUAUCGAAAAUAGAGAAAGGAAUACCAUUUCUAAAUUCCGGCUGGAGUGAUUCAGGCAAUUCUGAUGGUAGUUCAGAUGGAUCAUUUGGUUCAGGUGAAUACGACGGCGACUUUUUCUUCAACGCAGAUGCGUCGUCGUCCUUUAUAGAUGGGUGGCGCCAUAUUCUCUUACCUGUUUCAAAAGACUGGAAUAACAGCAUUCAACAGCUUUCAAAUGCCCUUCAAAGUAUUCCUUUCCUUCCCCACAAACAUUUAAAACAGAGCAGCGAAAAAACAAGUUAAAUAAAUAAUACAAGUCAUUGUAUAAACUUUAUUUUUAUAUUAUUUAAUAGGUGUAUAGUUUUGUUAGUUUGAAUGUUUAUUUAAAAAAAUAUGGAGAUGUUUAUUUUUCGCUUUUGUAAAAUGCUUAUAUUAAAAUAAAUUAUUGGAGAAAUUAACGAAUUUUGAUAUAUCACAUCAACUUGUUAAAACG
Agrilus planipennis (emerald ash borer) is the source of this 2629-nucleotide messenger RNA. RefSeq names its product dentin sialophosphoprotein-like. Gene Ontology annotation, cellular component: extracellular region. The transcript is spliced from 4 exons. The record is from RefSeq and is a predicted model, not a curated record. Gene Ontology annotation, molecular function: chitin binding. Bases 280 to 2439 code for a protein of 719 amino acids. Lineage: Eukaryota; Metazoa; Arthropoda; Insecta; Coleoptera; Buprestidae.